CUGGAGCAGGAGGUGGGCUGGAGCGAGAGGCUGUGCAGGCAACUAAGCCUGGAAGAACUUUCUGGAGAAGUCAGAGACCGCUGUGCCUGGUACCCAGCAGCCGCCACGUUACAGCCAGCCUCAGAGACUCCAGAGCUCUUUUGCAGUGAGCCCAGUACUCAGAGAGAAAGGCUAAGGUCCUGAGGAGGAUGUGGCUGCAGAAUUUACUUUUCCUGAGCAUUGUGGUCUACAGCUUCUCAGCACCCACCCAUUCACCCAUCACUGUCACCCAGCCUUGGAAGCAUGUAGAUGCCAUCAAAGAAGCUCUGAGCCUCCUGGAAAAAAUGCUUAAAAUCCCUGCCAUGCUGGAUGAAGACGACGUAGACAUUGUCUCUGAAGAAUUCUCCGUCCAGAGGCCAACCUGUUUGCAGAAACGCCUGAAGGUAUACGAGCAAGGACUACGGGGCAACUUCACCAGAUUCAGGGGCACCUUGGCCAUGAUAGCCAGACACUACCAGAAGUACUGCCCUCCCACCCCGGAAGAUGAAUGUGAGACAGAAGUCACCACCUUUGGGGAUUUCAUAGACAGCCUUAAAAACUUUCUGUUUGACAUCCCCUUUGACUGCUGGGAGCCAGUCCAAGAGUGAGACAGCCCGGCCAAGAUCUUGAUCCAACUUCUCAUACGGCUGCUUUUGUGCCUAUGCAAUGAGCCAGCAACUCAGGAUUUCUGCCUUGAAGGGAUCUAGGGGUGGGUCACAGCCGCAGUGGGGGCAGUAUACACCUUCUCUGAACGUGUUGACUCACGCAUAGAAAAGGUAGACAAAUGAGGGGUGUUUUCUACUGAUAGGGACCAGUAAUAUUUAUUUAUCUAUUUAUAUUUUAAAAAUAUUUAUUUAUUUAUUUAUUUAAGCUCGCGACUCUAUAUUUAUUUAUGCAGGAUGUCUUACCAUAAUAAUAAAUUAUUCAAAUGUGUGUGCA
Molecule: messenger RNA, 957 nt
Organism: Meriones unguiculatus (Mongolian gerbil)
Lineage: Eukaryota; Metazoa; Chordata; Mammalia; Rodentia; Muridae
Gene: Csf2
Product: colony stimulating factor 2
Exons: 5
Coding region: 189-626 (145 amino acids)
Biological process (GO): immune response; myeloid cell differentiation
Cellular component (GO): extracellular region
Molecular function (GO): growth factor activity; cytokine activity; granulocyte macrophage colony-stimulating factor receptor binding
Source: RefSeq, a predicted model, not a curated record